CUUCACAAGUUGCGCAUCAACCCAAUUCAUCAUCAUCAUCGUCAUUUUGCUCCCUCCCGUCUUUUGUUUCGCCGUCACCGUCUUCCUCUUCCAUAGCCGCCAGAUUCCUGCAAAAUGGCAGCUUUCAGGCGAGCCUUAUCUAUUAGGUCCACCCUUACCGGUCGACAACCGUAUCAACUAGCUUUCCACAUCAUCCCUCGCGACAAUGAUCAUGAAGAGAGUUCUUCAUUCACUUCUCAAAGAAGUUACCAUAGCUUCCUUCACCAACAAAGAUCCUCCUCCUCCUCUAUCAUCAACUCACACCUCUCCCAUUUUCCUGGAGGAGGAGGAGGAGGCUUACAUGUGCCUGCUUCCGCCUCUGCUUUUGCUUUCUAUCGCUAUAUGUCAAGUGCGCAUGGUGUUGGUUCCGAUAAAAUUGGUGUGAUCAACGACAUCGCUGAAGUCAUAACCGACUCAGCAACGUUGCAAGAUGCGCCAGCUCAGGCUGCUGCUGCAGUCGGUGAAGUUGCACUUGCGGCUAAUGACUCUUUCUUGCCUAUUGCGGCUCUUCAGCAUUGCAUUGAUAUGGUUCAUUGUUACACUGGUUUGGAGUGGUGGGCAUCCAUUGUUUUAGCAACAGUUUUGAUCCGGUCUUCAACAGUUCCUCUCUUGAUCAAACAAAUGAAAGACACUAUGAAGUUAUCCCUGAUGAAGCCACGAUUGGAAGCCAUUCGCGAGGAUAUGCAAAACAAGGGAAUGGACCAGGUUACAAUGGCAGAAGGUCAAAAGAAGAUGAAGAAUCUGUUUAAAGAAUAUGGAGUGACUCCAUUCACCCCAAUGAAAGGGAUGCUUAUUCAGGGACCUCUCUUCAUCUGCUUUUUCCUUGCUAUACGAAACAUGGCAGAGAAGGUACCUUCGUUCCAAACCGGAGGUGCUUUAUGGUUUACCGAUCUAACCACACCUGACAGCUUAUACAUCUUACCGGUUAUAACAGCGUUGACAUUCUUGAUAACCGUUGAGUUAAAUGCACAAGAAGGCAUGGAAGGAAACCCAAUGGCAGGCACUAUAAAAAACGUUUUCCGGGGUUUCGCUCUCCUCACAGUCCCAAUGACAAUGAGUUUCCCACAGGCCAUAUUUUGUUAUUGGAUCACUUCCAACCUCUUCUCUCUCACGUAUGGACUUGUGAUUAAGCGUCCUCAAGUGAAGAAGAUGUUAAAGAUACCUGAACUGCCUCCACCUCCUCCAGGUCAACAACCUUCCUUUGACCUGUUCGCAGCUCUGAAGAAAAUGAAAGCCAUGACACAGGACCAUACCGAGAACCAGGCUCAACAACCAUCUUCGCCAGUAAACCCGAGGAUCUCUUCAGCGUCCAUGAGUCCUGUUAGUAGGAGGCUCAAGGCUUUGGAGAGCCAAGUUAAGGGAAGGAAGAAGAACAGCAGCAAGAAGAGGUGAUUUAACCACCCUUGCGUGCAUUAAUAUUUUUGUUAGGGUUGCUGCCAAAGGAAAGAAACAAUAAAAAAGCUUUUAUGUCAAAAAGUGUUAAGAGGAUGAGAACCAAUCAUAUUUGAUACUACACGGUUUGUUCUCAUUUUAGAUGAAACUAAAACCGGAGAGCCAGCUUUAGUGAUAUUAUAUGUUUUUCUUUGAUAAUUUUACCAUAACCAUAUUUGUAAGUUUGUUCUUUUUGAAACUUCUAUUAUAUUUUUUCAGGUACUAGUAAAAUCAAAUGACAUUCUUUUAUUUC
This is a messenger RNA of Raphanus sativus (radish), 1723 nucleotides long. Its product is annotated as mitochondrial inner membrane protein OXA1. Gene Ontology annotation, biological process: mitochondrial respiratory chain complex IV assembly; protein insertion into mitochondrial inner membrane from matrix. The transcript is spliced from 10 exons. The coding region runs from base 115 to 1431 and encodes 438 amino acids. The record is from RefSeq and is a predicted model, not a curated record. Gene Ontology annotation, molecular function: membrane insertase activity. Gene Ontology annotation, cellular component: mitochondrial inner membrane. NCBI's taxonomy places the organism in Eukaryota, Viridiplantae, Streptophyta, Magnoliopsida, Brassicales, Brassicaceae.